AUGGCAAACUUAAAUGAUUCUUUAACCGUAAGUAUACAGUAAAAAAGUUUUUUUUAAUAAAUUGGCUUUUUUUAACUAGUAAAAGCAUUAUUUGAUAAAAUUAACAAAUAAGUGUAUUUUCUUGUUAUUUAAACUUUAGAAUCGUCUUCGUACAUACGAACAGGACUUGGAGAAACAUUUGAAAACCGUUUUGUUACAAUUAGAAGAACAGAUAAGAAAUACGGUAAGUAAGUACGAUGUUUUAUCUAAAUUUUAGGACCAAACAUUGAAACAAACAAAAAGAAACAAUGCUUCACUGCUUGCAAGAAAGCAUCCCCUUAAGCAAGAAAUUAAAAAAAUUAACAAAGAAGUGUCUACAAACAAUGAUGUAAAGAGAAGGCUUAAUGUUAAAUCUGAAAACGAUGUGGCAGCGCGUAUUAAAGCAAAUACUGUAUUAACAGAACUUAGAGAAGAUUUGAAAAAUGAGUUACUAAAAGGCAAGUACAAAUUGAUAGGUAUAGAAUGCAUAAAACAUAACCUACUGUUAACCAUAACGGUGGAAUUAAUGCUUUGUUAUUAUAAAUGUAAAAGAUAGAUUUUAAAUUCACAAAUUUAUAAUUAAAUCUUUCAGAAAAAGACUUGCGCUUCAACAUUGAUGAAAUUAACCAUCAAAUAAAUCUUGCACAGACGCAAGUUGACAGUGUGGCAUGGCCUGAAAAAAAUGACGUAAAAUUGCUGAAUUCGUUAGUAGGCAAGGCACAUCACAAUGUAAAAAACUUGGAGAAAGACAAACGAAUACAAGAUUCGUAUAUAGAGAGAUUACGCAGAGACGUUGAAAUUGCUGAAAACGAAUUAGAACAACUUGGAGUAACAACUCGGCAUUUAAAAUUGUAAAUUGUUAUAAAUAUUUUUAUACAUUUAUUUCAAUGUAUAAAAAGUAGUCGUUUAGUGAACAUGAUGACACAAAGGAGGAAUUUGUUCGCUUACAAGAUAAAUACAGUACAUUUCAAGCUGGGACAUUGCAACUAGAAGAUCAUUUCAACAAGUUGAUGAAAUCUUUAAAUGACAAUCGAAACAAAGUGCAACUAAUUGACAAAAGGAAAAAGUAAGGAGAAAAUUUAAUCAUUUUUAGUUAAUACUUACCUACCAUAUAAAAUAAUUGUUUUAGAGACUUGUCAAGUAACACCAUUGGAAACAAACAAAACGAUGUGGAAUAUUUAGCAACACAACGUGGUGCGGAACUAAAACGCCGUAUUUUGCGGCUUGCCGCAUUAAGGGAAAAACAAGAGGUUAAAAAUUAAAUUUUGUUAAACUUAUUUGAAACGCUCAAUUUUUAAUAAUUUAUUUUAAUACUGUUUAAAAAGUAAACAAAAAAUUAAUUUAAAAUUACACGUUUUUAGCAAAAGAUUAUCAAACGUACUGCAACUAACGCUCACAUUAAGACUGUUGUUAACCAACUAAAGCAAAGACAUAUUCCGUUGGUAGAACAUGAAUUGGAGGAAUCACAAAAAUGCAACAAAACAUUAAAAAGAGUAAGCAUGCAAACUUUUACAUGUUUCUUUUACAAUUUUAGCAAAGUAAUCAAACACAACAUGAACACUCUAACGCCCAAAGCCAAAAAAAUACAUUUUUAUCUCCAAACGAGGUGCAGACAAUUUCAUCUCAAUUUGAAAAUAUGGAAAAACUGCUUUUUUAUAACAGUUUUAAAUUAAAAUCGUACCUGUUCGUAUUGGAAGAACUCAACGAAUUGCUGAAUCGACGACAAGAAGUAGUAAGUUAACUAUAGUAUAUAAAAAGAGUCAUUUAGGAUAAACUGUUUACCAAUUCUUACGACCCAAGCAUUGAAACAACGGCAUUAAAACGUUCGAAAUCAGACAUUCUUGGCAACAGAUACAAUCAAAAAAACUACAAAAAUGUCAGAGAUUCAAUUACACAAUUAGUUCGUAAGAAGAUAGCAUUGGAGUAUAGAAAAAAGCGUAUUGAAAACAAAGUAAGCAAACGUAAUUUUUUUUGCAUUUAUAUUUUUUUUAAUCUCGAACCUUUUAAACGUAAAAAGAAAAUUUAGAUCAUUAUUUCGGACACUCAGCAAAACCAAGUAAUUAGUGAAAUGAAUAUGUUAAAAAAUGAAGAAACCAUGGUUCAAAAAGCUCGUAACGAAAAAAGCCAAGGUAAAAAAUAAAUUCGUCAUAAGAAUUCAUGUAGGGUAUCCCAAAUGUCGGUAGCCCUAGUGUUCGAGGAGGGGGGGGGGAGGAGGGGGCAAACUAACAAGGAAAGUGCUCGACCUGCUCCGCUCUGAUUGACUUCAAACUUUUUAUAAAGAAAGAUCAUGUAAAUAUAAGAUCUUCAGCAAAGUACUAAAUCGCGCUUUCCAGGAAAUCUCGAGAAAAUCGAAAUUAAAAAAUGACAUUUUAAAUUUCCCGCCAACUUGGCAUUGUGUUUCAAGCUUGUAACUUUGUCAUUUGUUGACUGUUAAUAUUCCUCUUUGACAUACUAGUAGAAAACAUUCAAAUGAACCUAGAUUUUUAAAUUUGUAAACGUAUCUUGUCUGGAAAGCCGAAAAAGUGCAUGUAAACACAAUGCCAAAUUUGCCAAAUUGGCGGGAAACUCAAAUAAUAUAAACUUAAAACUCUAAAGCGCGAGCUAAAAUUUUUUAUGGUUACUAUUGGUAGUACAAAGAAUUCGUAUAAAAAUUUUGAGCUCAUUUUGAGCGGUGCAGGUAGGGUACUUUCCUUGUAAAUAUACUUCUGAAUAAGAAAAUUUUUAGCUAUGUCAAGAAAAUACAAAAACGAAGAAACGUCAAACAACAAUGACGAGAUGUUCAAUAAACGUAUACUGUACGCAGAGACACAACUAAUUCAUUUAAAAGAACUCUACAAUAGGUCAAAAAGAAAGUAUAAUGAAAUAUUGGAAUUAUGUGCGGACUACAACUGCAAACUUAAUAUAUUAGAAGAAGAAAACAACCUAGAAAAGAAAUAUGUUGAACAUUUACAAGAAAUACAUUUGCUACAAAAGCGACAUCAAUUUUUAGAAAAAAACAUAUGGACAGCACAAAAGGUAAAACCUCAACUCAAAUAAAUUAUUUUUAGAACAUCGAGUUCACUGUAUUAAGACGCGACUACAUAGUAAAUAAAGCAAGAACGACCCUUGGCACACGUAACGAAAUCCGAAUGCAAAGAAAAAACAAAAUAGACCAAAUAAAACUGAAGCUUGAAAAGAUUAAUUUAGAAAUUGACAAGUAUAAGAAAUAA
Messenger RNA from Bursaphelenchus okinawaensis, 3227 nucleotides. The record is from the annotation of a GenBank genome assembly. NCBI's taxonomy places the organism in Eukaryota, Metazoa, Nematoda, Chromadorea, Rhabditida, Aphelenchoididae.